AUGUCUGAACAACAUAGUGCAAAGUCACCAUCAGUUGAACCUAUUGAUGAGGAUGAAGUUGUAGAUACAAUUAGUUUGGAUCAACAACAACAACCACCUGCUACAAAGAUAGAACAACAGGAUCAACAAAAGGAUACAGAUAUUGAGGAUGUUAUAAAGACAGAGACAAACACAGAGACAGAUCAACAACAACAGGAUACAGAGAUUGAAGAAUCAGAAGAACAGGCAGUACCCAAUCAGACUAUAUAUGUUAACAAUCUCAAUGAAAGACCUUCGAAAAAGAAGCUUACAGAACAACUGAAAGGAGUGUUCUCAAAGUAUGGAACUAUAUUGGAUAUCGUUGUAUCAAAGAGACAGAGAAUGAAGGGACAGGCAUUCAUUGUGUAUAGUGAUGUAGAGUCGGCGUCAAAGGCGAUGAAGGCAAUGGAUAGUCAUGACUUCCUCGGUAGACAGAUGAAAGUAACAUACUGCAAGUCAAAAUCAGACGCUGUCGCCAAGCUCGACGGUACAUUCGUAGAGAAGAAGAGACCUCGCGAUGAUGAGGUGCUCGAGAAAAAGAAAGCUUCAAAGAAACAAGACACAAAAAAAGGACCAUCCUUCUCCUCUUCGAGCAGGCCAGCCAAAGAGUUCCCACCCAACAAGAUCCUAUUCGUCGAGAACCUGCCAGACAUUUGCGAGCCGAUGAUGUUGGAGAUGUUGUUCUCACAGUUCCCAGGAUUCCAGAGUGUCAAUAUGACUGCCGCAAGGAAGGGUGUAGCAUUCAUAGAGUUCGACGACGACAUCAAGUCUGGAGUGGCAAUGACCAAUCUGCAGGCCUUCAAGGUGACACCUGUCAAUCCAAUGGCUAUAUCAUAUGCAGCUCAAUAA
Messenger RNA from Acytostelium subglobosum LB1, 867 nucleotides. RefSeq lists its product as hypothetical. NCBI's taxonomy places the organism in Eukaryota, Evosea, Eumycetozoa, Acytosteliales, Acytosteliaceae. Gene Ontology annotation, biological process: mRNA splicing, via spliceosome. Gene Ontology annotation, cellular component: U1 snRNP. The transcript has 3 exons. Gene Ontology annotation, molecular function: U1 snRNA binding. The record is from RefSeq and is a predicted model, not a curated record. The coding region runs from base 1 to 867 and encodes 288 amino acids.